AUGGCUUCGCCUCCGUACCCGACAUAUCGCUCUUUCAAGAAACGUACUGAACGUACCAGUGAGUUCAGGCGGCCCACCGCGUCCAGUUUGAUGGCUCAAUUCUCCUCUGCUGCGGGCUCCGCUUCAGAGGCGCCGCUCCCGACUCCCGGUCUCCCAGAAUCCCAGGCUCCCAGAAAGAGAAAAAAGCGCAAUUUCUUUACCUCCUAA
Molecule: messenger RNA, 207 nt
Organism: Ectocarpus siliculosus
Lineage: Eukaryota; Phaeophyceae; Ectocarpales; Ectocarpaceae
Source: the annotation of a GenBank genome assembly